This is a messenger RNA of Ambispora leptoticha, 501 nucleotides long. NCBI's taxonomy places the organism in Eukaryota, Fungi, Glomeromycota, Glomeromycetes, Archaeosporales, Ambisporaceae. The record is from the annotation of a GenBank genome assembly.
AUGAUGGGGCGUUUAUUGUAUACUUCCGGUACUCCACCGACUCAUUGGAAAGACGAAGAUGCGGAUGAUCGAUUAAAAUUUUGUGGUAUUCGUUUACCCAGAUCGAAAGAUAUGGGAAUAUAUAUUUCUGGUGCUUUAUUCGCAAUAGGAUGGUGGGCUUUUAUAGACGCUAUGAUAUAUUCUAAAAUUAUAACCGGAAAUCAAAUCUUAACGGUUAAAGAUUGGAUUGGCUGUAUUUUAAAUACGCUAGGCAUGUUUAUUGUAAAUUCAAUCAAUAAAUCGUGCCUAUCCGAUAUAGACUAUUUUUCUUCAACUUCUUCUCGAGCUAUGCUCUGGAAAGCACGACUAAUAAUGUUUCUAGGAUUUGUAUUAAUGGCAAGUGGUGUAUGUUGGUCUGCUGUAAACGAAUUUUAUCAUGAAUUAUGUUUUACAGCAAGUUUCAAUGCCAAUAUGGUACUUUGGAAUGGCUAUGCUGUUCCAGAAUAUUUUAAUAAUGCUCAG